Messenger RNA from Laetiporus sulphureus 93-53, 838 nucleotides. RefSeq lists its product as uncharacterized. The record is from RefSeq and is a predicted model, not a curated record. Bases 17 to 442 code for a protein of 141 amino acids. NCBI's taxonomy places the organism in Eukaryota, Fungi, Basidiomycota, Agaricomycetes, Polyporales, Laetiporaceae. The transcript has 2 exons.
UUCUCGUAUCAUCAUCAUGAAAGUUAGCGAUAGUUCCAGCUGUGGCCCUUCUGUAGUCAUACUCGCCCCUUCCUCUGUCGAGCAUUACCCCGCCUCGGGUGGUGAUGAAAAACAGGCGGGUAGUGAGGGGCAACGAAAGCCGAGGAGACGGGGUGGCCACAAAUCUGCGGGAAGACGUGCCCGCGAGCGCGCAAUGCAGUCACCGUUGAUGAGUGUGAUCACCAGUGUUGACGAUACUGAGCAAGUAAUCACUAACGAUGAAGAAGGAGAGGACGUCUAUCACAGCCGCAAGCCAAGACGACGCGGUGGCCGCAAAGCCACUACAAGGCGUCUCCGCGAGCGUGUGGAACGAUCGUUGCUCAUGACAUCGGUUGCCAGCAUCGACGACAUCUCAUGCGCUGAAUUAUUGAACGUGGGAUGUUCCGACCCGCAAAACAUGUAGCGCUAGCGCGAUUUGAUGCUGUACCUUUGUCUUGGUCGCAUCGCCUGUGUAUCCGACGAUGCUCGCCCAUGGUCCUGUCAUUGUUCAGCGGGGCUUCGAGAGAGACCGGAAAACAUGGGCGGAAGGCGACACGUCUUCCUACUCGUUAGACAAGCACAUCGCUGGCCAUGUCGUUGUUGUCGCUGCGGUACACAAGGUCCGAAGAAGAAGUAAGGAUGACCAUAGCGUCUCUCAAACAGGCUGGUGCAUAAACUUUAGACCGUUCGCUAGCAUUACAUGAAAGUCGAUUUCCUUCGCAGGGAUGUGGUAUCAGUGCAACUGCGGGAUGGUAGCCAUUGUACGUAGCUUGCUGUGGCCACAGUUUGCUGUGUUCAUGCCCGACGCGAACGACGUGAC